Arthroderma uncinatum is the source of this 1287-nucleotide messenger RNA. Its product is annotated as coiled-coil domain-containing protein 55. The record is from RefSeq and is a predicted model, not a curated record. Gene Ontology annotation, biological process: regulation of alternative mRNA splicing, via spliceosome. The coding region runs from base 1 to 1287 and encodes 428 amino acids. The transcript has a single exon. Lineage: Eukaryota; Fungi; Ascomycota; Eurotiomycetes; Onygenales; Arthrodermataceae.
AUGGCACCGCCAAAGCUGAGUUAUGGGCUUAACUUGUCCAAAGCUAAUAGCAAGAAGCCUUCAUUCUCGGUAUUUGCUGGCCAGAAACGCAAGAGUCUAUGGGAUGACCCCGACUCAGAUGAGGAAGGCCAAAAGGGCGAUGACAAUGAAUCCAACGCCGUCGAAAUCACAACUUUAGGCGGUCUAUCGCCUUUCCCAGCGAAAUCUAAGCCUUCAAGUUCGGCUGCUGAAGCUCCAUCCAAAAAGAAACCAGCCACAUCACAAUCAUCUGGCACCACGAAAUCGAAAUUCUCCGAAGCCCCCGCGAAGCGCGAAUACACCAACCUUGCGGCUCUACACAGCAGUAAGAAGCAUGCCAACGAAGCUGAAUCCCUUGAUCCAUCAAUAUACGACUACGAUGCUGUAUACGACUCUCUACACGCCAAACCUAAAUCCAAAACCAAUACUUCAAAUGACGACCCAUCUGCGCCGGCGCAAGGGCCAAAAUACAUGACAGCACUUCUCCGUAGUGCAGACACACGGAAGCGGGACCAGCUGAGGGCGCGCGAUAAACUACUUGCCCGCGAACGCGAGGCUGAGGGCGAUGAGUUCGCCGAUAAAGAGAAAUUCGUCACAGCGGCAUACAAGGCUCAGCAGGAGGAGGUCAGGAAGAUAGAAGCUGAGGAAGCCGAGAGGGAGAAGGAAGAAGCCGAGAAGAGGAAGAAAGGGAUGGGGAUGACUGGAUUUUAUAGGGACGUGCUCAAGAGAGAUGAGCAAAGGCAUGAGGAGGUUGUUAAAUUGGCAGAGGAGGCGGUGAAGAAUAGGGCUACUGCAGACAAGGGUAUGGGCGAGGAGGAGGAGACGAAAGAGAAGUCAGCAACGCAGAUAGCGGAGGAACUGAAUGCUAGAGGCGCAAAGAUUGCGGUUAACGAUGAAGGGGAGGUCGUUGACAAGCGGCAGCUGCUUACUGCUGGGCUGAACGUUGUAUCGAAGCCUAAGCCUGCGGCAGGGGUAGCAGGUGCUUCGCGGGCGAAUGCAGCCGCGACAAAAAAUGUUGGAUUUGAUCGUGGUGGCAUUCGCGCUGCGCGUGAGAUGCAACGGGCACGACAGACAGAGAUGCUUACUGAACAGUUGGAGGAGAAGUUACGGAAGGAGAAAGAAGAAGAAGACGCGCGUUUACGAGAGCUGGCGGAGAAGAAUAAGAGCCAGAAAUCACAGACAGACGUCAUGAGUGCGAAGGAGAGGUACCUUGCUCGAAAGAGGGAGAGGGAAAAGGAAAAGGAGAAGCAAAAGGAAGGUGGUGCUUGA